AUGCCGCUCAUAAAUUUUGGUAUGCCAGCUCCAAUCCGCCAAGCAGCAGAUAUCAUCAACAGCGACGUUCAACGUGAACACCAGUUCGAUAUGACUUCUCUGGCUACUUUUGUUGCUAACAAUGAACGAUUGCUUAGUGCUCAGCAACGAAGCAUUGCAGCAACCUUACUUGAUGGUGGACGGACAGCGCAUUCAGCACUUAAAUUACCUUCGAAUAUUCAUACCAAUCCCAAAGCAAUGUGUAACAUAAAGAAGCAUUCAGGCAUAGCUGAAGUUUUGAGAAAAUGUAAGAUUAUUAUCUGGGAUGAAUGUACAAUGGCCCACAAGCAUUCGCUUGAAGCUCUCGACAGGUCCCUAAAAGAUAUCAAAGAUAAUACUCGGCUUUCAGGUGGUGCUCUACUGCUGCUGUCAGGUGAUUUCAGACAAACAUUACCCGUUAUUCCACGUGCGACAUAUGCGGACGAAAUAAACGCAUGUUUGAAAGAAUCCUAUCUGUGGCGAAGUGUCAGUAAAUUAUGCCUUACUCUUAAUAUGCGUGUUCAAGUUCAAAAUGAUCCAUUAGCGUCAAGAUUCUCUGAACAACUGUUAGACAUUGGCAAUGGUAAUAUUCAAUUGUAUGAAGAUACACAAUAUAUUCGACUCCCACAGAAUUUUUGCAUCAUGGUGCCUACCAAAGAGGAGUUAAUAAAAAGUAUCUUUCCAGAUUUGCCACAUAAUUAUACUAAUCAUGCAUGGCUACGUGAGCGAGCUAUUUUAGCCGCAAAAAAUUUAGAUGUUGACGCAAUCAAUUUUAAAGUACAACAAUCAUUGCCUGGUAGUGAAAUUACAUUCAAAUCGAUUGACACUAUUGUUGAUCCUGAUGAAGUUGUCAACUAUUCUGCCGAGUUUUUAAAUUCACUAGAUUUACCUGGAAUGCUACCCCAUAAUUUGAGAUUGAAGAUUGGUUCACCUAUAAUUUUGCUUAGAAAUUUGAAUGCUCCGAAAUUGUGUAAUGGCACGCGACUGGUCAUAAAAAAAUCAUGGGUAACAUUUUGGAAGCCACUAUUUUAA
Parasteatoda tepidariorum (common house spider) is the source of this 1050-nucleotide messenger RNA. RefSeq lists its product as uncharacterized. NCBI's taxonomy places the organism in Eukaryota, Metazoa, Arthropoda, Arachnida, Araneae, Theridiidae. Gene Ontology annotation, biological process: DNA repair; telomere maintenance. Gene Ontology annotation, molecular function: DNA helicase activity. The record is from RefSeq and is a predicted model, not a curated record.